UGCCGGGAUGCAGGAUGGGAAAAGGCUGACUCCCAGAUGGAAAACCUUGGAGAUUGGAUUGUGAACACUCCCAGUAUUGCUUAACGAAAAGAAGUGGAUUUUUCUGUUUGUUCUUCAUUUUCUUUGUACUGCUUAACUUUUCGGGAUACUGUUGAUUUUAGUUUGCCUCAUUUGGGAACAAACUGAAGCUCCACCAACUCUGACUCAGGCUCAGAAGAAGAUGAAGAAGCUUAUUCUGCUUUUGUCAUUGUUCUUGGCUCCAGCAUUUGCCUACAAAGAAAGUCAGAAAACAAAACAGAACUUUUCUUCAAACAAUACCAGUCAUAAACGACUUAAGAGAGACUGGAUAUGGAACCAAAUGCAUAUCAAAGAAGAGAUUGAUACGCCAUUACCACACCAUGUUGGCAAGAUCACAUCGAGUGUAAGGAACAACAACGCUAAGUACAUUAUUGAAGGUGAAUAUGCCAAUACCAUCUUUAAAGUGGAAGAGACCAGUGGUGAUGUAUAUGCCUUUGAGAGGUUGGACAGAGAAAAGAAAGCAGAAUAUGAGCUGACAGCUCUCAUUAUUGACAGAAGAAACAACCGGUCACUGGAACCACCAUCUAAAUUUAUUAUCAAGGUUUAUGAUAUUAAUGACAAUGCCCCUGUGUUCGUACAAAAGGUAUUCAAUGGAUCUGUCCCAGAAAUGUCACCAGUAGGAACCUCUGUUACCAAAGUGACAGCUGUAGACGCUGAUGACCCAACAGUUACAGGUCAUGCCACAGUUACCUACCAAGUCAUUAAAGGAGAUGAAUAUUUCACAGUUGAUGACUCCGGUGUGAUUUUUACAACCAGAGCUGAUUUAGACAGAGAGAAUCAAUCAACGUAUGAAAUUAUUGUUAAAGCAAAAGACGCUCCAGGGUUUUCUGGGGAUUCAAGCACAGCUACAGUCAUUAUCACUUUAACAGACAUCAAUGACAACUUCCCUGUAUUCAAACACCCAUCAUUUCACUUUAAAGUUCCUGAAAACGUUUCAGUAGGAGGAGAGGUUGGCAGAGUCAAAGUGGAAGACAUUGAUGAACCACAACACAGAAAUACAAAAUACAGUUUUGUCAGAGGAGAUUACAGGGACACCUUUGAAAUUGUUGCAAAUCCAUACACGAAUGAAGGAAUUAUUAGACCAAAGAAGCCCCUGGACUUCGAAAAAGUAGCAGAAUACAGGUUUGACAUUGAAGCAACAGAUCCCACAGUUGAUCUUCGCUAUUUUAAAUCCGGUGGCUCUAGGAGCAUUUCAACAGUUACCAUUGAAGUCACUGACGUGGAUGAGCCCCCUGUCUUCACUAAGCUACCAUAUGAAUUUAAAGUAAGGGAAAAUGAUCCAGAAAAAAAAACACUUGGUUCAGUUUGGGCAUACGACCCUGACGCAGCUAAACGGAAAAUCAGAUUUGUUCGACGAAGAGCUAGUCCUAAUGGAGACUACAUUAGAGUAUCUGACACUGGAAUUAUUCAACUUCCCAAGCCCCUGGAUAGAGAAUUCAGCUCCUCGUACAACAUCACUGUAGCAGCCCAGGAAAUCCUGGAAGAUGGCCGUCUUUCUGACAGAGAAUCACACGCCCAAGUUCACGUAAUAGUCACUGAUGAAAACGACAACGCUCCAGAACUUGUUUAUCCUGAGGAACCCAGAGUGUGUGAAAACGCUGCUCCAGGAAAGGUAAUCAUCACGAUUUCAGCUACUGACAAGGAUGAAAUAUCACCUAGAGGUUUCUUCAAAUACUCCCUGGCCACAGAAGAUAGCAACUUCUCGUUGGUUGAGAACCAUGAUAACACAGCUAAUAUCACAGUCAAGUAUGGACAGUUUAAUCGUGAACUUGCCAAAAUCCACUACCUGCCUGUCAUCAUCUCAGACAAUGGUGAUCCCGAGCUCAGCAGCACAAAUACACUUGUUAUCAGUGUCUGCAAAUGUAAUGAAAAAGGCGACUUCACUUUUUGUGAGGAAAGAGCUAAACAAGUCGGAGUUAGUAUACAAGCACUGGUGGCUAUUUUUGUCUGUAUCUUCACAAUCAUCGUUUUGUUUGCAGUAAUCGCCUUGCUAAUUCUUCUAAGAAAGAGACACAAGAAGGAUUUGAGUGGUCUUGGGAGGAAUGUGGCAGAGAUUCACGAGCAGCUUGUAACUUACGAUGAAGAAGGUGGUGGUGAAAUGGAUACCACCAGUUAUGAUGUGUCUGUACUCAACUCUGUGCGCAAGAAUGGUAUGAAGCCAGAAACAGUGCCCUCUCCAUACGCACAGGUCCAAAAACCUCCUGGAAAUCCAACUUCUGGUGCUGAAAAAAUGGAAAUUAUGAUUGAGGUUAAGAAGGAUGAAGCUGACAAUGACAGGGAUUUGCUGCCAUAUGACACACUUCACAUUUAUGGCUACGAAGGUGCUGAGUCCAUUGCAGAAUCUCUCAGUUCUUUGGAAUCAGGCUCCUCAGACUCAGAUAUUGAUUAUGACUUUCUAAAUGACUGGGGACCCAGGUUUAAAAUGUUAGCUGAGCUGUAUGGAUCAGAACCAAAUGAAGAUUUUGUGUAUUAAGUUCAAACUAGUCAUGAAUUUUCUCCCUCCCAAUACAGAUAGAUACAAGAGCCUGCCAAUGGCCAAAGAAGAUUUCACAGUUCUUCACCCAAGCAGUAUAGGUUUUCAAACAGACCAGAAAAAAAAAAUGACAGAGGUAGGGAUAAAAAGAAAUACAAAUAAUGUAUAUCCACUCCCCAGCACUGCUAUUCUCGCUGACAUUUUGUUCUGUCCCUAAAAUUGCUGCUCGGGGACUUAGAGUCUUCCAGGACAUGACUUUUCUCCCUAUCCGGAUAGAUCCUUCUCCUUAAAAAGUGGCUUUGUCUCCAACGUCUCCUUCAUUCCUCUCCUCCUGUACAUCAACAUGCAUUUCAUCCAUCCGCUGAAACAGAGAGGUUUGGUGGCACUGAGAAGAAAUGUUUUGUACAACCUCCUGUAUCUCCAGCCUGCUGGUUUGCCUGGCCCUACUGUAACAUCUUUAUUGAUAUUCCCCGCUUAUGCUUACCCAGCAGAGGAAAGGAGGAACAUAUGGUUUAUCACUUAAUAUUAGAAAUUAUUCCAUCACUUCCAAAAAGAGGCAUGGUUUUUCCUUCUUUCCAAUCUAUUAAUUAUUCUUGCUUUAUAGUCUUUGACUACAUAUAUGAGUUACUACAGAUAAAAUGAGACAGAAUUUUUAGAUGCUCAAUCUGGUUUCAUCUGUCAUUUUUAACAGCCUGAUGAUGAUUUCAGGCACCUUUCUGGAGUGCUAGAAUUUCUUCUAGCUAGCAGCAAAAUUGUUUUUUCUCUCUGUAAAUAGGACCUCAGUGUUACUCAACGGAACAUAUCCUGCAGGGCAGGAAAUGUUGGAGAUCAGGGGAAUGUUAAGACUCCAAUACUGUAAAUCUCUCUAGAUAGCAACAUAGGGUCUCUCUGGAUCCCUAAAAAGGGUGAAUAGCUUUUUUAUUCAACAUUAUUAAAGGAACUGUAUUAUUUCAGGGACAAACAAAGGAAGGGCCUCAUUACUGUGAAACUGUUUUGAUUUUUUUCUAAGCAGGUACUGUAAAACGGGUAUUUUCCACCUAGGAAAAUAUUGUAGACUUCCAAACCAUAAUGCUUCACACCCACACAUUUGUCUGCAUAGAAGAACCACAAAUGUAAGUAAGGUUUUGGAGCUGCAACUAUUAAGUCCCUGGUAAGCAUGUGUUCAGUUUCUCGCCUGAUGAAGAGCCACACAAUGAACGGAAUGAAAACUCCCAUGCCUGAAGUUACCCAGCCAAAUACAUUUUGUUAGAAGUGAGUCUCUUAGGACAAUGGCCAGUCUCUGGCUUCUGGCCAUGCAGAUUCCUGUUGCCUUCAACAGGAACAGAGCCCUACUACACACAUACUCAGUUUUGCAGAGUCUGUGCUGGAGCUGUAUGUAUUAGUUUAGUUGAUUUGAUUAUUUAAAUUUGGUAGCUAACCACGUAACACUAAAUCUUUUUCUUUUUCUUUUUUUUUUUCAUUUUUUUCCUAAACCAGUGUAGUGGAACCUCAUGAACUUCCUUUUCAAUCAUUCAUGUCCUCUCCCUUCCCCCAGAUCAUUUAUCGGCAGGAAAGAGCAAUGCACUGUAAUACAACCCCAGAUUAAUCCACACUGUUAUAGCAAGUUGUCUAAUACAAUACUUAGUAGACACUAAUGCAUCACUAUCAAUAGUAGACACUAUCAAAUAUUUCAAAUCGCUUAAAUUUCCACAUACAAACUAAGGGAAAACUAAGUAGAAUCCUGCCUAUCAAUCAAAUCACCUUUGGAUCAGAUCCUCUAUAAAGCCAAUUUUGGGAUGACAGCCUUGGUUUAUUUUUAAUGUGAUCAUUCUCUUCUAUUUUGCUUAAUCCAGUCAACAGUCUAUGCUAUUGAGGUUCCAUGUGUUAGUAUAUUAUAAAGAAUUCUAACUAAUAAUACUUACAGUUUAAGGUUUUCAUCAGUAAUUAAGGUAUUGGCAAUCAACAGGUAAAGCUAGUUAUGAAAUUAUUUAGUGCGGUAAAUAAAGUAUUUUGGUAAGCAUCAUCCAGAUAGUAUUACCUGUAAUCGCUGUUUUUAAGCCUGUUUUAUAAAGCUAUUUUAAGGAACACUGUAUCGAUUUCCAUUGUAUAGAGACGUUUGCACUGGAUAUUUUCUUUUUGUAUUGCUGUACUGUAUUUUAUUUUUUGACUACAUAAAAGCCAAUCUCAAGUG
Cygnus olor (mute swan) is the source of this 4721-nucleotide messenger RNA. RefSeq names its product cadherin 5 (gene CDH5). Lineage: Eukaryota; Metazoa; Chordata; Aves; Anseriformes; Anatidae. Gene Ontology annotation, cellular component: bicellular tight junction; adherens junction; catenin complex. Gene Ontology annotation, biological process: adherens junction organization; multicellular organism development; homophilic cell-cell adhesion. Gene Ontology annotation, molecular function: calcium ion binding; cadherin binding. The transcript is spliced from 12 exons. The coding region runs from base 221 to 2551 and encodes 776 amino acids. The record is from RefSeq and is a predicted model, not a curated record.